Amborella trichopoda is the source of this 1763-nucleotide messenger RNA. Its product is annotated as protein SINE1. Gene Ontology annotation, molecular function: microtubule binding. NCBI's taxonomy places the organism in Eukaryota, Viridiplantae, Streptophyta, Magnoliopsida, Amborellales, Amborellaceae. Gene Ontology annotation, cellular component: microtubule. The record is from RefSeq and is a predicted model, not a curated record.
AGCGUGUCCUUUUUCAUAAGGGAAGGGAAGGGACGUUUUGAAUUUCGUUUCUCUGUCCAGCCCGCCGGCCUGCCAACCCGCCGGCCCGCCCAACCAACGGUCGGAAGUGUCCAAAAGUCAAACCAUCCGGUUUUGGAGGCAACUCUCUCUUUCUCUUCCUGCCCGCAUAAACCCUAGUGAAACCAGAGAAGACCGACCAUUUUGUCUCUCUACUCCAAACCACCCGGAUACCCGAAGAAUUGUUCAUCUUCCAAUGGAUGCAGAAGAGCAAAACUCCCCCAGAACACCAUCUUUAAGAACCACCUCCUCCUCCUCUCUCCCACUCGAGCUCCUCGCUCUCCACCACGGCAAAGCCCUGAUCCCCCAAAUCCCUGAAAUCAUGUCCAUUGUCACAAAUGGUCUCUCUCUAGGUUCCCCAUCCCUGCGUUCCUCUUGUUCUAGGGUUGUCUCUUCUCUCUCUAGAUAUACCCUGAACCCCACAGACCCCACUCAAGAAACUGAAGCUAUCUUAAUGGGGAUUUCAUCUCCCUUACUGGAUGGGCUCCUUGGCAUUGAAAACCCUAACUUUGCGGAGGGUUGUGCUGAUUGCCUGCAAAGGCUUGUUCAAUCAGAGGCAUGGUCUCAUGCGCCUGUAACAGUGGUGAACCAGGUUUGUUUGAGAGUAGCUGGAGCUCUUCAAGCCGUUGAAACUCGAUCAAUUUCACACAUGAAGUUGGUUUGCGCUCUAGCUGAGACUAAUGGUUUCAUUCUUGAGGCCUAUGGCUCUGCGAUCCUGAAAUCUAUAGCCAAGAUCCUACGAGAGGCCAGAUCGACGGCCGAGAUCUUCCAUGCAUUGCAGGUGGUGAACUUCUUGAUGAGGUGUAUUGAUGUUGGGGUUCUUGAAUCGGAGGUUUCAGCUUGUAUUCAUGAGAUUAAGAGAUUAGAAUUCGGUCGAGACCCUUCUUUAAUCUCUCUGGUUUCAGAUAUUUUUAGGGUUGCCAAAGUCCUAUUUCCCGAUGUUGAUUUUGGGUUCGAUUAUGGUUUUGAAGGAGAAUUCAAAGGAGAUGAAGAGUGGGUUUUUGAUGAAAGAAAUGUUUCAGUUUUUGAUACUCUCUCAGAACCUGGUUCACCUAUUUUUUCUGGAAAUGCCCUUGGUCACAGACCUUCAAUUGAGAGUGUGAAUAAGAUAAUGGACAUCAAAGAAGAGAGAUUAGAUGGCAAUUUAGAGGAGUUGCAGAAAGAGAGGAGCCCCUUGUGGACUGAGAGUACACAAAGGAGCCAUUCUUCCUCUGCAAGUUCUUCAUUCCAUUUAGAAACUGAACCAGAGAAAUACAUGGGGGAUAAUAAGCCGGAGAUGUGCGGUAAUUUGGAUGCCAAGAAAUUCAUGAGAUUUUCAGUAUGUACUUUUAGUGGGGCAUUUUUGGCGAGUUUCGCUAUUAUUGCUUCAAUGGUGGCAAUGAAUUUGUUUUUCGAUCAUAGAAACAUUGAUGGGUUGAUUCCAACUUGAAUUUCAGGAUCGGUAAGGCAUCAAUGGAUGGGAAAGUAUUGAAAACAGAAGUGAAGGGUGGUGGCAGCUGUGCUUAAGGUGGGUGGCAGAUUGAGGGCCUGAAGCCUGAGGUUAAGAAGUUUGAGAAUCCGCCUUCCAAAACUUCGGCAGUAUGUUUUGGUGAUUUCAAUGAUAUGAUGUAUUCAUCAUUUUGUGUAUUUUGGGUUAGUAGUGCCUUAGCGAACUUGUAAAGACUUGUGAUUUGGGAAGAAAUGAAUUGGCUGUAUUUUUUUUUUGG